AAUAUGCUACUUAGCCAGUUCACAACACUGAUCGCCACCGAUCCACUAUUGAUGGGCACACUCUCACUCUCGUCUCUCGUGCUCUUCAUCCGCCUAACGACCCAUCUCAAGUCGCGCCUACUUUGGUCAUGUUCAGCAUCUUGGUCAGGAGCACCUUUGCACCUUCCGCCGGAGAUCGUGCAGUUCUUAUGCCGGGCUCUGCAUGCCAGCGAAGCUUUGGUUGUACGGUGCUGGUCCGUACUCCGCGAUCAGAUAUGGGAAAGUGCGGAUGCCUGUGGCUCUCACAGCGAUGAGCUGUUGCCUAUCGCGGGCGACCUUCUUGAUAUAUUCCUUCGCCACGGCGUGGAUUUGGGGAUCAGCGCAUACGAAUUCUAUCCGAGGGAGCGAGGAUGCCUGGACCCUCGCUGUCAAGUACGUUGUAGGGUACAAAUGGAGCUUGCUCGCGAGAUUCCGAUGCGUGUUGUGGUCUUUACGCGGGAAUGGGGUGCCCUGCCGGCCUGGUCACACUCUGCAAGGUGUCCUCGCUGCCUUACACGAUAUUAUCCGACAUAUUAUGUUGUUGACCGAAAAGUGCGCGUCUACCACCGAGGAGUUCCGCCUUUCAUCCAUGUGGCCACGCAUGUCUACAUCGAACAAUCAGUGUGUCGGAGGUUCAGGGACUCUAUGGUCUGUGCAUGGGUGUCCGCAACGAACAACGCUCGCAUUUACAAACUCGAACAUGGUGCACGCACUUCUGGCUGCUUUCCAGACGACUGGCCUGUCCGGCCCUCCAUGACGAGCGAGCUGGUCUGGGAUUCCUUCUUUCUGUGUUCGCUAAAGGACCACCAUUUCGAGCAUCAGUCUCAGCUCAUUGUAGAUAAUGAUGUGUCUCAGGCUGAUCGCCUGAACACUGCACUACGUGUGCGCAACUUGAUGAUGAUGGGUAUUGGGCAGGAAGAAUGGAACCAUGUCUGUAAACUCUGCAUGGAUUUCAAGGAGCCAAACCAUAUCAUGCGAGCGGUUGUCAUCGAUGGCGUUCAGAUAGGACACCCGUGCUGCAGUGUCCAUGACUGUAAGCAGCCUCUGGUCACUCAGCGUGCUCGAUUCUGCCUAGUACAUGACUCGCAAAGCAAGAUAUGCGCAGUUGUGGGCUGCACGGCGUCGUGCGAGGAACCUUUCAAGACUUGUGCAAUCUCACAGCAUCGUGCCCUGGAGAAUGAUCUGUUAUCCCGCGCCGAUGUUAUCAUGGACAUUCAACCUGACGGCGGCGCUCAGGACUGUUCUGAGAAAGAUGAAGCUGGAAAUACCAUCCCAAAAGCAAGGUUUGGUCGUCGUCGGACACACAACGAGCAACUCUGUGUUGCUACAUGCGGUGUUAUCCUCUCGCGGGCAACAUUCUUUGGCUCUGAAGGAAUCGAUGGUGUUCGGCAAUUCCUACAUGCGACGUUCCCUACCGAGCGUUCGGUACCUCAAGUGAUAUUCUACGAUACCGCCUGUCUGCUGAAGAAGCGUCUUAUGACGGCCCAAGACCAUCAUUUUGACCGGUGUGCCCUCCCUGUCGACGUAUUUCACAUGAAGUCCAAGCACAAGGAGUCGGAUGAGUUCUGUGGCCGCUAUUGCAAUGCGGCGCAAUUUCCGGAUCUUAUAGUAGGAACAAAGUGGAGAUUCAACUCAUCUGCAGCAGAGAUGACGAAUGCAUGGUUUGACGGAUUUGCUGCUAUGGUAAGGGAGAUGCGAGAUGACCGCUACGAUUUUUUCUUGGAUGAGAUGAUAAAACACCACAACCGGUUAGUAGUGCAUGAGCUAGUGGGUCGAAACGCCAAUCCUCAUCAUAUAGACCGGCAAGUAUUGUUAUCCUAG
Messenger RNA from Punctularia strigosozonata HHB-11173 SS5, 1839 nucleotides. RefSeq lists its product as uncharacterized. The record is from RefSeq and is a predicted model, not a curated record. The annotation marks the transcript as partial. Lineage: Eukaryota; Fungi; Basidiomycota; Agaricomycetes; Corticiales; Punctulariaceae. The transcript is spliced from 7 exons.